Molecule: messenger RNA, 6908 nt
Organism: Sardina pilchardus (European sardine)
Lineage: Eukaryota; Metazoa; Chordata; Actinopteri; Clupeiformes; Clupeidae
Gene: arid4a
Product: AT-rich interactive domain 4A
Exons: 25
Coding region: 90-4652 (1520 amino acids)
Biological process (GO): regulation of transcription by RNA polymerase II
Cellular component (GO): nucleus
Molecular function (GO): transcription cis-regulatory region binding
Source: RefSeq, a predicted model, not a curated record
UUGCUUUGCAACCCUGGCAAGUGGUGAGCAGUCACAUCGGAGCAUCUAUCAACAUCCAUCGAGCUGGACUCCCUCAAAUAGCCAGUACAAUGAAGGCAGCGGAUGAGCCUGCCUACCUGACUGUGGGAACUGAUGUUAGCGCAAAGUACCGCGGUGCCUUCUGUGAGGCAAAAAUUAAGACUGUCAAACGGAUGGUCAAGGUUAAGGUGCUACUCAAAGGAGACACCACCUCACAGGUUGUCCAGGAUGACCAGGUCAAAGGGCCUCUGAGGGUGGGCUCCACAGUUGAGGUGAAGAGCACAGAGGGAGUCCUGAGCGAGGCCGUCAUCAACAAACUCACAGACGCCAGCUGGUACACCGUGGUGUUCGAUGACGGAGACGAGAAAACACUGAGAAGGACGUCGCUGUGCCUGAAAGGCGAGAGACAUUUUGCUGAAAGCGAGACUUUGGACCAACUGCCCCUCACCAAUCCGGAGCACUUUGGCACUCCCGUCAUUGGGAAGAAGACAAACCGCGGCCGCAGGACCUCCCAGGCUGUUGCGGAUGAGGAGAAGGAGUCUUCGUCGAGCGAGGAUGAGGAGGAUGACAGGCGGCGGCUCAGCGACGAGCUGCUGGGGAAGGUGGCCAGUGUACAGAGCGGCAACUCCUCCUACAUGGCGCUGGUUAUAUCUCCCAGCUGCAAUGACGACCUGACUGUCAAAAAGGACCAAUGUUUAGUGAGAUCUUUUGCUGAUUCCAAAUUUCACACCGUGGCAAGAAAAGACAUCCAUCAGCUGAACAUAGACAGCAUAUCGAAGUCGGAGUACUCUUCCAAGAAAGGGCUCGAGGGCGCCGUGCACUUCCUCAAGACCAAGGAGGUGCCGGAGAGCUGGAAAAUGGACAUGAGCGAGAUCCUGGAGUCGUCCAGCAGCGACGAGGAAGAGGAAGACCGAGGCAAAGAGAGCGAGGAAGAAGAGAAGGCGGCCCAGGCUGACCAGCCUGACGAUGAACCAGACCCAGAGGAGAGGGACCACUUCCUACAGCAGCUUUACAAAUUUAUGGAAGACAGAGGAACCCCCAUAAACAAGCCUCCUGUGCUGGGCUACAAGGAUCUCAACCUCUUCAAGCUCUUCAGGCUGGUGCAUCAGCAUGGAGGUUGUGACAAAAUUGAAAGCGGCUCCGUAUGGAAACAGAUCUACAUGGACCUGGGGAUUCCAGUCCUCAAUUCGGCUGCCUCCUACAACGUCAAGACGGCCUACAGAAAGUACCUGUAUGGCUUUGAGGAGUACUGCCGGUCUGCUGGCAUCACCUUCCGCACUGUCCACCAUAAUGACCCACGUCCUGUCGUGGCGCCCAGCGAGCAGCAGAAUCCCGUGAAGCAGGAGCCCGCCGACACUCGUCAGGAGUCCGAGACGGCAGCUGCCGCCGCCACCGACGACAAACCAGCUGCCGACGAGGACGACUCCGAGGCAGAGAGCGAAAAAGCCCACAAAGGAGUCUCCUCACCGAGGGGUCGGCGGCGGUGCACGCUGACGCCGGUGAAGGUGGAGACCAAGGAGCCCACGCGCCAGGAGCGCCAGCUGCACCAGCAGCAGCAGAGAGAGGAGCAGCUGCAGCGGCAGCAGCGGAAAGAGGAGCGCGAGCGGGAACGGGAGCGCGAGCGCGAGAGGGAACGCGAGGAGCGCGAGAGGAAAAGGGAGGCCCGCGCCGCAGGGGAGGGCAGCGAGGAAGAGGAGGACGAGGAGCAGCAGCAGCAGCAGCAGCAGCCCCCGCCGCCACCGCUGCCGCAGCAGCAGCAGAGGGACAGGAGGGAGCAGGAGGGAGACGGCCGGCCCGAGCCCCCCAGCAAGAGACGCAGCCGCCGAUUCGAGGAGUCGGACAAGGAGUCGGAGGACGAGGAGCAAGAGGAGGAUGAUGACGAGGACGAAGACGACGGAGAGAGGUCCAGGACCCAGGAACGGGGUGAGAAUGAAGACGGUGACGAAGACUCCGAGCACUCGGUUACCGGAACAAAGGUGCGCGUGAAGUACGGACGGGGCAAAACCCAGAAGAUCUACGAGGCCAACAUCAAAAACACCGAGACGGACGACGGAGAGGUGCUCUACCUGGUGCACUACUACGGCUGGAACGUUCGCUAUGACGAGUGGGUGAAGGCAGACAGGAUAAUCUGGCCUGUUGACAAAGGAGGAACAAAGAGGAAACAGAAAAAGAAAGUCAAGAAUAAAGAGGAUGGAGAAAAGGAGGAGGACAAGCAGGCCAAGAUGGUGCCGAAGAGGGGCCGGCCCCCGCUCAAGUCCACUCCUCCCAGUGCCUCGCGCAGCGCCUCCAAGACCCCCAGCAACGAGAGCCGCUCGGGCAGCAAGAGCUCCCACCAAUCCGACCCCUCGGCUCUGCCCAACGGAGACGGAACCCCCCGGAGACGCACGAGGAGGACUUCAGGGAUGUACGACUCCGACCGAGGAUCUAACGAUUCAGGGAAUUCUUCCGAGGACAGCGAUAGCGAAGACCUGUCGGACAAAAAGCCGGACUGGGCAGAGGGUGCGGACCAGGCCGUAGCGUCCAAGCAGGAGGAAGAGGAGGAGGAGGAAGACGAAGAGGAGGAGGAGGAGGAAGAAGAGACAGCCUCGGUUGCACCAGCGGCGGAGGGAGGAAGCGCAGCUGAAGCGGCGCCCGCAGCAGCUACGGCGGUGACCACGACGACGACCGCGGCAACGGAUGUCGAGGCUCCCAGCAGCCCUGCGCAGAAGCCCAAGUCCUCGGAGACGCAGGAAAGCGGCGACAAACCAGAGGAAGAGCCUGUGGUGGCCAACCUCACCGCAACGACUGCAGUAGCAGUAGCAGUAACAGCAGCAGCAGCAGCAGCAGCAGCAACAACCUCCACCACAACACCGCCACCAUCGGCUCCUUCGACUCCAUCGACUCCAGUAAAAUCAUCAGUGCCCGUGACUCCUGAGCCGGAGGAGAAGUUGACCCCCAGGUCAAAAGCACGCAGGGGGCGCCCCAAAGAGCCCGGUGCCGAGACCCCCACCCAGCCCGCCGUGGCGGCGGCCCCCACGUCCACCCCCGCCACCCCGGCGGCGCUUCCGGAGGGGGACACCCCCGGCAGCCUCCCGCGGCCCUCCAAGAAGCCCCAGGAGGCCGUGCCCGUGUCGCCGCAGCUGGCCCAGAGCGAGCGGGAGCGGGAGAGGCCCCGCGCGCCGGCCGACUCGGACACGGACUCGGCCACCGAGGAGGUGGACGCCGAAGAGCACAACACCAGCGCCGUCAGCGGCGUGAGCGCCAGCCCGAUCAACAACAACAACAGCGGCGGCAGCGGCAGCGUGGUCAAGCGCAAGGCCACCGAACAGCGCUCGCCCGAGAAGCGGGCGCGCCUGGAGACCCCCGCCAAGACCCUGUCGCCCGAGAAGAGAGCCCCCGAGACGGAGAGAAGGAGCGAGGGAGCGUCCAAAGGAGGAGCAUCAUCAGAGCACCUCGCUUCGCCCACAGCGGCGGUGGCGGCGGCGAACGCAAUGGCGGCGUUGUCAGCGGUGGUGCCGAUCAGAGAUUCGGAAGUGAAGAUCGAGAUGCCGUCCCUGACCCGGGAGGUUCAGGCCAAAACGGAGUCGGGCACGACCAGCUCCGUGCCCCCCCAGAUGGAGCCGUCGUCGGGCCGGGACGAGGAGAUGAUGCCCCAGAUCGGCCCCGAGGUGCUGGUCUGCUACGAGGUGGACCUGGACGACCUGGACGAGAAGGAGAAGCCCGCCGGCGACCUGCUCCUGCCCGCGAGCCGAGGCGGAGAGGUGAAGAGCCAGCUCCCGCCCUCGUCCUCCGCCUCCUCCUCGUCCUCGUGCACGUCGUCGUCCUCCAUCUCCUCCCACCUGCCGCUCGGCGCCACGGCCACCUCCCAGGCGCCCCAGCGGCCGUCGGCCGUCUCGUCCUCGGCCUCCCCGCCGACCUCGGCCGCCAGCCCGGAGUCGCACAGCACAAAGAGCGAGAGCGACGUCACCAUCGAGGUGGACGGCGAGUCGCAGGAGGGCCUCGGCGAGGCCGAGUCCAUGCACGGCUUCGACGCCAGCGCCAGCUCCAGCAACUCCAGCCUCUCGAUGCAGGAGCGCGACACCAAGGAUAGAGGUCAGAAGAGGUUGACUGACGGCAACAGCAGCUCUGCUUCCAAGAAGGUGAAGCGCAACCAGAAACGCUCCAGCACUACCGCCAAGACUGAAAAGAAUGGAACAGGUCACAGCAGCGACAGUGAGGACCUGCCGGUCACGGACCCCUCCAAUAAGCUGACCCCCAUCAAGCACUCCAGCAUAGCCAGCAAGGCCCAGAAGCAGUCUCGCUCCCCCGGCACGGUGUCCCCCAACAGCAAGGAGCUGGACAAGGACAAGCACAAGGACAAGCAGGCCUUCCCUUCCCCACGCACAUACAAGUGGACAUUCCAGCACACUGAGCUGGACAACAUGUCGAGCGCAGAGCGGAUCUCCUUCCUCCAGGACAAGCUGCAGGAGAUUAGGAAGUACUACAUGUCCCUAAAGUCCGAGGUGGCCUCCAUCGACCGCCGGCGCAAGAGGUUAAAAAAGAAAGAAAGAGAAGUGUCCCACACCACAGCUUCCACUUCCUCUUCCUCCGACACGGGCAUGAGUCCCUCGUCGGCGUCGCCCACUCAGAACACAGUUGCCGUGGAGUGCAGGUGAUGACACGCCCGUGGUGGCCCCUCCUACCCAGCCUGACCCCUCUCCCAGACCUCUGCCUUGUCAGCGUUGCGCUGCCUUCCCCUGCAGUCACACCAAACGCCGGGCCAGAGCCAACGGCCAAUAGCACUCGACUGCCCCGCCUAGCCCCUCCCUCCCUCCCCUGUCCAUCACCACCUGGCCACUCCCACUUCCUGCACUUUGUAAAAAGAAAGAAAGAAAAAACUGAUCCUGCCUCUCUCUCUCUUUCUAUCUCUCUUUGUCUCUCUCUCUCUCAUACUUUGAGCUCUCAACCAGUUGCAGCAUCAGGAGAAAGGAUUUCAUGUGAGACAGAAUGUAACACACAAACACGACUACACAAACAGGCAAACACGCAACUGUCUUGUGUACAUGCAGUACACACACAGCCACACCCCACACACACAAACAUACACACACACACACGCACUCUCAACCCCUCUUACUCUGCAGCAUCCAUACAGUGCACAGAUACACUUCACACCACUGUCCAGUGUACACCGAAUACAAGGCACUUUCUCCUCCAUCCUUUCCGCUCCCCCUCCCCGCUACGCCUUUACACCCCUGAGAUUCAGAGAUCCACCUGCGGUGGCCCGUAUGUUGGGGCUGGUAUGGAUGCAGUAACAAACAAAACAAACAAACAAACAAACAAGCAAAAGAAAGAAAUCCUCCCACGUUGUUCCUUGAGCAGGAUAAGGUUAGUUCAUGGCAUCAUCACUAGUUAAGACGCUCCCUUUUGUGGUUUACUUAACCAGCUGGACAUGGUUAUCAAGGAAAGACGAUUGAAACAAAUGAAAAAAGGUCAAAAUUUUUCUUCGCUUGCUCCAUCAGAACUGCCAAAGUACACGUGUUACAGCAGAGUGCCCUAUUUUGGAAAAAAUAACGAGGACAAAGUCAGUUGCAAAGGGGAAUGUAGUGUACUGAAAACUGUAGCUGCUGUCUUCCACUCUUUGUAAAACAAGUGCGAGCACAGAUAAGUAUGCAAAAGUUAUUUUUGUCAUCCCUUUUUAAUAGAAAAACGAUUCUAUAGAAAAACAAAAAAAAGCAGAUGAGAACGUACAUGUUUACAGUGGAAUGCAGGACAAAAGAUGUUUUCAGUGGACUCAUUUCCUUUUGCGAGUGUCUUUUGUCAUUUUAUAUGUAAUUGCAGAGUUUUUAUUUUAGUACAGGAAAAAAAAAAAAAGAAAAUUUCAAAAAAGUAUAUACGGCAGCCGUGAAGUUAUUUAAAUUAAAUAUUUCUAGUGCUGGCAUUUCAUUUCUUUUGUGUAAAAUAAAAGGUAUUAUUUGCAACUUGUUAAAUAUAUUUAUUCAGUCCAUAGAAGCGCAGUGUUUUUUGUUCCCCUCCUUUAAAACAAUACUGAGACAUUGGCACCUCCCCUCUCAUCAGUUGGGUCCUUGAGAUGGUUUGAUGCUGACGAAUGUUAUGGACUCAACUGAAGGCAAGCUUUGACUGUGAUGUCACAACUGGGUAACUACUGUGCAGUUAAAUAUUGCUAUGAUGACAACCCCCAACCCCCCUUCUUCCAUGCACACAGACACACACCCAUCUUUAAUGCCAUUGAGCCCAAAACUCUUCACACUUUUCUCCGUGAGCUGACUCGUAAGAAUGCCACCAUUUGCCGGUGGCUCUCGUUUUUUGUUAUUUUCAUUUGGACUCCCUCCUCCCCAUUUUGUUCUUAUUUCCUGGUACUUGUAUUUGUAAUUAUUUAAGUUUUUUUUCCUUCUCCAGUAUGAAUUCUGACCAACUCAAUAAAACUGUUGCUUAUUGAACAUGUACGUAUUAGCCCAGGGGUUCUUACUAUGAUUGUUUCUUUUGUACAUAGAUCUUCCAGAACCAUGUAUUUGAAAAAUACAUUUUACACAAACUGUAAAAAAUGAUUUAUAUUAUUUUUUAAAAACAAUACAUCUUUGUAUAUGAAAUACCUUUCCUUUUUUCUAUGUCAAGUUGGUAGAAGCAUUAGCAUCACAUCUUUAAACUGUAUAUAUAAUCAAUCAUUGGUCUUCAGUGAGAGCUUUUGAGCCAAGACUGCCUAGACUGGUGGAAAUGUUGAGUACACCUGAACAUGUCCAUGUUUAGGACCUCUCUUCAUUCAAUUGAAUGGAAGAACUCUUCCACUGACAAUUUCUCUUUGGAUUUCCUGUAUGAAGGAUAAACAAGGUAUUAGGUUCUCUUGAGCAAAGCCAUUGUAUCUUUAUGUAAAAUAAGCAGAGCUCUCAUUUCUAAUAAAGUUUGAAAUAUAA